Molecule: messenger RNA, 5112 nt
Organism: Mycosarcoma maydis (corn smut)
Lineage: Eukaryota; Fungi; Basidiomycota; Ustilaginomycetes; Ustilaginales
Exons: 1
Coding region: 1-5112 (1703 amino acids)
Source: RefSeq, a predicted model, not a curated record
AUGGUACCACUCGACAUCGAGCUGCUCAGCCGCGCUGCUCCUGUCAAUGUGGCCGAGUACCUACGAGAGCAGAUUACGACGCUUUCUGAGGCUCCAGUCGCGCAAAGCUUGUUGCAUUUGGUCGCUCUUGAAGCUGUGCCUCCAGAUGUCGUCCGAAUCUGGCUAAGCAUCACCAAAGAUGCGCACUCGCUAUCGGCUGCACUCCAGCAGAAUUCAUCAAAUCUCGCGCGAACCUCGGCCAUUCAACGCUUCGGAGCAUGGUUUCGUAGCAAACACUGGCGAGCAGCGUGGGAGGCACUGGGAGGCGCGCCGGGUAUCGCUCAGCUUUUCGCCCAACUGUCUGUCUCGCAAGUUAACAAGUUCACGCGCAUCCUCGGUCGCAGCGUGAGAGGAAAAGCAGGUCAGGCCAAGACUGAAAAGAGAGACGUAGUCACGCAACUGCUCUUGCUUCUCGUGCCACAACUCGAGACAGGAAACGAUACAAGUCCUACGCAGCAUCUGAAAGCAGCAGACGCCGACAAUCGUGAGCUUGUCCAUCUUUACUCUGCACUUCUCCCAGCAUGCACAUCGCAGAUGGUGCACAAGGUACUCUUUGGUCCUCAGAUGGUCAUGACGCUCUCUGGCGACCAACGCCACUUGCUCAGAGAACAUCCCAACGUCUUUGUGCAAGACGCAGCUCCAACGCUUCCGUCCAAGUCAAGAUGGCCCGAUCAAGAAAAGCAUCUGCCUGCCCUAAUCCUCGCUGUCAUGCACAACGCUCAAGUCGACGAUCCCGCAAAGCUCGUUUGCUUUCUCACCGAUGCGUUCGAGUCGAUCUUUUCCAAAGAAUCUGCGCGCAUCAGCUCACCGACGCCUGUAGCGUCGUUAUGCCAGAAACUCGUCCAGCGUCGCGGUCUCGAGCCAUCGCUUCGAAUGCACAUGUUUCAAGUCAUCCUGCGCAUCCUAUCCAAGCAUACGGAGCGUGUUGGUCCAUUCGCAGCUCGUCUACACAAACAGGCGCUUCGUUCUUGGUCUCGAGCAGCUGACAUGUUCGAACACAUCCUUCUGGAGCUUUUCCACGUCAGUCCUUCACAUCAACGACAGCACCUCUUCUGUAAACUGUACAAACACGUGCCUCCGAGGCAGAGGUGGGCUUUGCUCAAGCUCAUGGUUUGUCCCGAUCAGCACGCCUCUACAAACGACCUCGAUGAAGAACAAGUUGUGCAGCAACUACUAUCUUGUCGUCAUCAUCUAAUAAGUCUUCGCGUAGGUGUCCUCUUGGCCCUGCCUACACCGCAAGCGUUGCGCUUGAUGGGUCACUUAGCGGCUCGACGUUUGCGCGAUCGUGUCAUUACUGUUGGUCGGGCUGACUCGAUCUUGGGUUUCACCACAGCGCACGGCUAUCUGAACUUUGAUAUGGUGCGCUUCGAGCUUCAGCGAGACCUUGUCACGCAAGAGCGCAUAUCUGUCGCCACAGCAGCUGUGCAAGAUGUGCGCGCCAGGGUGUCUCGCAGCUCGGAUGCGGGUGUUCGCGAAGAUCUGGCUCGCAGUGGCUUGCACUGGGCUAUCUGCAGCCGCUCCAUCGAGCUGUACACGAGUACCAUCGUAUGGAUGCGUCGUUUUGUGCGUGACGUCACAGUUGCACGCUCGCUGUUUUCGGAAGGCAGUCUGCACAAGCGCGAAGCGAUCCAGCUUCUUUCUGGCAUUCCUGAGGUGCUGGAUCAACACGUCACAGCUGUGCAUAUCCGCGACCGCAUUCAUGACGCAAACAAUGCCAUCUGGGAAUGGUUCGAGACGGUGCGCAAAUCGUUGCUCGAGCCCAGCUUCAGCGUCCAAAACACUGCAGGUGCGCGUCUGCUAGUUCGACCAGUCGUCGUCGAGCGCAUGCGCCGGAUCGACCAAUUGCAAACACAUCUCGGUCUAGACACCAAUGCCAUCUCGGAACUCGUCUGGGACGAGACUGUCGAUCUCCUAAUCCGAAUCGAAAAGGCUUGCAUGGAGCCCGACUAUCGCCGUCUGGCAAUGUACCAUAUCGCUGGGCCGCUAGGCACAGAACUCGAGCCCUCGUUCUUUGCUACAGAUGCGCUCAGAAUUCGAAGCAUGGCGGGCCUCUCGUUUGUAGAAAAGCUCUUUGUCGCUCGCGAUGCGCUCUGGAAGCAACACCGAAUCAGCCUCAACCCGGCGGUAGCUCGGCUUCCUCGAGGCAUUCCUCAGGGUCUUCCCUUGCAUGUUGCACCAAGUAUCUGGAAUCUGGACUACAUCCUUGCUCGAACGCCCAACUGCUUCUUGCUCAAUAAGGCGAGAGAGGUGGUGUUUGCUGAUUCCCACAUCGCUCUCCAGCCUGUGGCGCAAGACGAUGCGACAAGAGACGCCGUCAAAGAUUGCCACCAAGAUUACCUGUUUAGCCUGCUCUUGCUGACUAAAGCGCACCGAAGCAAGAUCGGCAAGCGCCAGACGCUAGAGCAAGCCUUCGUACAUGCUGUUGGAGUGCUUUCGCACAACAGGAUGACACGCCAAGAAGCAGAGGCAGAGUUAAGAGAUCACGCGUUUACUGUUUUGGUGCAAUGCCACAAAGUGCCUAGAUUCCCGAGCUUGUAUGCGCCAUCCAGGUUCCCGCAGCUGCCCACCACCCAAGUCGACGACAGGAACAGCAGCAUUCGAAUCGAAUGGGAUCCAAAUAAGCUCGGCAGCCCUCCAAUGUUUGCAGAACGCCAGCUAGAGACCACAGUUUUCGACGAGAUGCUCAGCUGCAGUGCGUCUUUGAACUUGCACGACGGAACUCUGUGCUACUACACGUCGGAAUUCGGUGGAUACAGCUUUCGAACAACCCCUUACGUCGUGCGCGCGCGCCAUCAAGUGAGCGCCGCCGACGUCGCUCUUGCCGGUUGCAGAAAUGGCGACCACCCGAAAGACAAGAUCAGGUGUAUCCGCGAAGCGCAGAUCGUGUGGCAUCUGAUGCUGUUUGACGAGCUUUGUGUGAGGCCGAAAUCCGAUACUAGUGCAAUCACUCUGCCAUUCCCAGAUAAAGCUCAUGUUCGGUACCCCAACAUGGUAUUGAGUCGCUCGUUUGUCAAUGCAAUGCGCGCCAAGAUGGACGACAACAGCGCGAUGCACCACAUGCUCAAGCAUCUCGGCUUCCAGAUCCCAGUAUCGCUAUUACGAGAAUUUACACAACGACUCACGACUGCGCGUCGAGAGGGACGGCUGUCGAAAGGCGAUCAGCUGGCUACUCAGUUUGUGCGCUGUUUGAUGGCGAGCGAUCGUCCGAGCGCAGCGCUUCCGUUUGUGCUACGAGCCAUUCUGGACAACUCGCAAGACAGCUCAUGGCAUCGAGUCUUGUUGUCGCAAAGAUUCCUCCGACAAUUGCCUGCUCAAGACACUUGCAAAGCAGUCACGCAUUUGGCCGCCGAGAUUCUGCAACGCACAGCCAGCGACACCAAAUCCGGCAUCAGCGUCUCAACCGUCAAGAUGCUCGCACAAAUCCUUGGCCAAGCCGACGUGAUUCCUGCUUCGGUUGCCAUCGAGACACUGGCGAAACUUCUCGAUCAAACCGACCACGUCGAUGUUCGGUUUGCAGCGCUCUCGUCGAUGCUCGAGCUGAUUUGUUCCAGGCCAAGCACGCAUGAUGCGGCAGCAGAGCGACUCGUUCCGGAGCUUGACAGAUUCGUGCGCAUUCUGGCAGCAAUCGACGAGACUCGGCCAAGCGAGUCCGAGGAGUCAUGGAAAGACGGAGUUCUGCCGAGCGUGUAUGAAAGCUCGAUUAUGCCGAGCUCAGAUCUGGGAUCGAUGAAAAAACUGCCGAGGACUUUCCAGCUAGUUUCCGAGACGAUGCAAAAAAGCGCAUUGUGGGCACCGAUUCUCAUGCAGAGAGUGAUGCUGCCAGCUAUGAAGCGCUCGAUCGAGGUACAUGGACGAUGGCUCGACACAUUCCUGCAGCGCCACUCGCUGUCUGUCGAGACUCUGGCGCUUCCGGUUCCGCCAACCAAGCUCGAGAUGCUCAACACGCUCGUGACGCGCCACGCUGCCUUGACGCCGGAUUGGAUCGUCGAGCUGUAUUGCAAGAUGCUGCUAUUCAACGUGCGACCUGUAGCGCAAGUCAAACAGCUCCGAGCCCAGCUGAAACACACGGACCACAAUGCGGAAAAGCAUUGGUUGGCGAUCACGGAAAAGCCUGAAACCAAAUCGAUCGGCUCGCCGCCGUUCUUGGCCGAGUUUGUCUACGGAGUAGCCGAGUCGGCGCAGGACAAGAAUGCGAUUCGUCAAGUGUUGCUGGCACGCCAAUAUGCUAUCUGCAAAGCACAAGAGGUUCUGGAAGCGAUGCUGGAUGACAUGCUCGAUUCGGCAUGGAUCGACGAGCAGAGCUUUGACUGCAUCAUGGCACAGCUGCGGUACGAGAACCAUGGCCAACGUAGAACGCGUUGGGCAAGGGACGUCGCAUGGGAGCUCUGUCUGCGUCCUAUCCUGGAAAAAGUAAUUGCCAAGGUGGACAGUCGACGGACGACGGCUUGGCAGCGCGAUCCAGAACGAAAGCCGCGCUUGCUACCCGACAUGUUUCUGUAUCGUUUAGAGCUGCUCCCCUAUCCGCAAGUCGGAGAGUCGAUCUUGACGCCAGACGAGAAGCUGAACAAGUGCCAAACGUUUUCCAGGGCGGUUAUCGAACAGGUUAAGCAUCUAGUCGGUCGAGCUACACCUUAUCAAGACGAGCUGGAACGGCUGCAAGGUGCUGUGACUGACUGCCCCGUCCAUCUUCAGGCCGCUGUAGCACUUGCUCUUGGCAAGCUCGACACGGGCGAUCUCACCGAAUGCCUCUGUAUCGCCAUGGCAAUCGAAUUGUUGCAAACAGCCAGCUGCACCGAGUGCGAGAUUGCAGCGAUCCAGUCUAUGCUGGACGAAUGGAGCCGCAGCGAAGUCGAGUGGAUCCGAGUGCAGCUGGACGGUCUCGUGGGUGCACGAUCGGGCAGAACGAUCAAGGAUGCCAAGCUGGAGAGGGCGCUGCGGCAGUCGGAAGUGGGUGUCGACCAAGCCGACAGCGACAGGGAUGAUCGUUCAGACUUGGGAGGGAGCCUAGACAGUUGGCGACCACUCAGCGGUGCAAGCAAUGUCGGUGUCCAAUACGUGAUGCAAAACAUGUAG